Messenger RNA from Charadrius vociferus (killdeer), 1199 nucleotides. It is a transcript of the gene DCP2, whose product is annotated as decapping mRNA 2. Gene Ontology annotation, molecular function: manganese ion binding; RNA binding; 5'-(N(7)-methylguanosine 5'-triphospho)-[mRNA] hydrolase activity. Gene Ontology annotation, biological process: deadenylation-dependent decapping of nuclear-transcribed mRNA; nuclear-transcribed mRNA catabolic process, nonsense-mediated decay. Gene Ontology annotation, cellular component: P-body; cytoplasm. NCBI's taxonomy places the organism in Eukaryota, Metazoa, Chordata, Aves, Charadriiformes, Charadriidae. The transcript is spliced from 10 exons. The coding region runs from base 96 to 1199 and encodes 367 amino acids. The record is from RefSeq and is a predicted model, not a curated record.
GAUUUAUUUUGCACAUUCCAAGUGAGGAGAGAGACAAUGCAAUUAGAGUGUGUUUUCAGAUUGAACUUGCCCAUUGGUUUUACUUGGAUUUCUACAUGCAAAACACACCAGGAUUACCUCAGUGUGGGAUAAGAGACUUUGCUAAAGCUGUCUUCAAUCACUGCCCUUUUUUACUGCCUCAAGGUGAAGAUGUACAAAAGGUUUUAGAUGAGUGGAAAGAAUACAAAAUGGGAGUGCCAACCUAUGGUGCAAUUAUUCUUGAUGAGACACUUGAAAAUGUUCUUUUGGUUCAAGGCUAUUUAGCAAAGUCUGGUUGGGGAUUUCCAAAAGGGAAAGUGAAUAAAGAAGAGGCUCCUUAUGACUGUGCUGCUAGAGAGGUGUUUGAAGAAACUGGCUUUGACAUAAAAGAUUAUAUCUGCAAAGAAGAAUACAUUGAACUGCGAAUUAAUGAUCAGUUAGCACGGCUGUACAUCAUUCCAGGAGUUCCCAAGAACACAAAAUUCAACCCCAAAACUAGGAGGGAAAUUCGGAAUAUUGAUUGGUUUUCCAUUGACAAAUUACCAUGCCACAGAAAUGAUAUGACUCCGAAGUCCAAGCUGGGUUUGGCACCUAACAAAUUUUUUAUGGCAAUUCCCUUCAUCAGGCCAUUGAGGGAAUGGAUUUCCCGGAGGAAUGGAGAUUCCACAGAUAGUGACAAUGGAUGCUCAUCUACAGGGAGCACAUCCUCUAAGCCCAACUUGGAAAAAGCUAGAUCCAAACUUCGCUGUAGUCAGCAGCUGUUUACAGAUGGCUCUUCAGGAGAGCAGUGCGUGAAGCCAAAACAGCCACAGAAGCCAUAUAAUCAUCCUGAGAUGUCUGAAGUUCUGAAAAUAAAGACUCAGAGCUUGAGGAGCAAUGGCAGAAAGCAGCAUCAAGACACUUCCACCCAAAAGAAGAGAACAAAUGGAGUCCACAGUCAACCAGUUAAGCAAAACAAUACCUUGAAAUGUGAAAAAAAGCUUAAUACAAGAAGACUUCAAGAUAACUUUGAAACAGAUGCAGCAUAUGAGAUGUGUUGCUCCAGUGAAGACCCACUGUCAGAAAAUGUCGAGGGACGUUCUGUGGCAUGCAAUGGCCAUUACAAAUUUGCUUUCUCAUCAAGAGCUUUCUUGAGUUUCAAGUUUGACCAUGAUGCCAUAAUGAAAAGUUUUGACCUCUGA